Molecule: messenger RNA, 1008 nt
Organism: Hemisphaericaspora subhashii
Lineage: Eukaryota; Fungi; Ascomycota; Pichiomycetes; Serinales; Debaryomycetaceae
Product: SDR family oxidoreductase
Exons: 1
Coding region: 1-1008 (335 amino acids)
Molecular function (GO): oxidoreductase activity, acting on the CH-OH group of donors, NAD or NADP as acceptor
Source: RefSeq, a predicted model, not a curated record
AUGUCUCCAACAACUGUUUUCAUUUCUGGUGCUAACGGCUAUAUCGCCCAACAUAUCGUUAAACAAUUACUCGAACAAGGUCAUUCUGUAGUUGGUUCGGUAAGAACAGCAACCAAAGGUGAAUCAUUAAAGGAAUUAACCCAAUCUGAUAAAUUUUCUUACGAAGUAGUUCCAGAAUUAGAAUCACCAGGAGCUUUUGAUCAAGCACUUAAAAGGCACCCUGAAGUUGCUGUUUUCUUACAUACUGCUUCCCCAGUUGGUUUUGGUGCUGAAGAUAUCGAAAAUUUUAUUUUGAGACCAGCUAUCGAAGGGACUAAAAAUGCACUUAGGGCCAUAGUUGAAUAUGCUCCCCAAGUUAAAAAGGUUGUCGUUACUUCAUCUGGUGCUGCUAUUUCUGGAUUUGGUAAAUAUUUUAGUUCAGAAAAGAUUUAUACCGAGGAAGAUUGGAAUCCAAUUACUUUAGAAGAAGCGUUAGAGCAUGGAUUUAAUGGAUAUCAAGCAUCUAAGAAGUAUGCAGAAUUGGCAGCUUGGGAUUUUAUUAAGGAGAACAAAGUAAACUUUGACCUUAUUACCAUUAUCCCAACUUUUGUAUUUGGUCCCCAAGCAUAUGGCGUUAAAGAUAAGUCUCAAUUGAAUCUUUCCGCUGAAAUUGUUAAUAGUGUCAUUAAAUUAAGUCCUGAUGAUAAAAUCCCUGAACAAAGUGAUACUUUUAUUGAUGUUAGAGACGUUGCAAAGGCUCACAUUAUUGCCUUUGAAACUGACAAAGCUAUCAACCAAAGAUUAUUAUUAAGCAGUGAAAGACAGUCUUUAGAGAAAGUUGCUCACAUUGUUAACAAGCAUUUCCCAGACUUGAAGAUUCCUCAAGGUAGUUUGGCAAAACAUGAAGAACAGAGUGCUAUUUCACACAAGGAUAAUUCUUCAAAGACGAAAGAAAUUCUUGGCUUUGAAUACUAUACUCUUGAACAAAGUGUCGUUGAUGCCGUCAAACAACUUAUCGAAGCAAAUUAG